AUGGCCACGUCCCUCGCUGCGCAGCUCUCGCAGAUUGCGGCCAAGUCGACGAACCCGCUCGAUCUCAAGGCGCAGCGGGUCGCGCACGCCCAGUCUCUGAUCUUCGAGAAGAAGAUUGCCAUCUCGCAGGAUUUCGACACCAUCUACCAGAUAUGCUACGAAGGCUUCCAGGAGCUGUGCCAGCUGGACGCCCGGUUCGCUGAAUUCGGGCGCACCAUUUUCAGUGAGCAGAGCAAGGCCGAAGAGCGAACACAAAUGACUGCGGCUCAGAACAAGGAACUCGAUGCGGUCUUGGAAUCGUUCCUUGCCCUGGUCGGAAGCAAAUUGCUGCUCAGCCCUGCGAUCAAGGCGGUGGAGUGGCUUGUGAGGCGUUUUCGAGUCCACGAAUACAACACAGCCUUCCUCCUGUUCACGUUUCUCCCGUAUCACUCGACGCCAGUGUUUUUGAAUCUGCUGGCGAUCCUGCCGGAGGAUCUGACGUCGACGUUCAAGGUUCUCUAUCCGUACAAGAGAAGUCUGAUCAACCCGCCUCGGCAUCCGCUUGUCCACAGUGCGACGACCAACCAGGCGUUCUGCUCCGCUCUGAACCGAUAUGUGCUGCAAGUAUGCAAGCAACAUGCCCAUUACCACGGCCUUCUCGCGUUUUGGGCCGGGAUCAUGACCGAAGCCGUUGCGGGGAUGUUGGACAAUGCACGCUCUGGGCGUCGGGGGAUUGAGAAGAAAAACCACGAAGACAUUCUCUUGCGGUUCCUUCCAGUCCUCAAUGAUGGACUUUCCAUGAAGAAGGCCCCAGAGUUGGUGAUUGGGUGCUACAUGAUAGCAGUGGUCUUCGCGACAAAAGCGGCUCUUCAAGACAACGUCAUCGAUUCGAUGAUGGAGGCUGUGGUGGGAUCCUGGACGCAAGAGACGUUGAGCUCCGGAAUCGUGUGUCUGUCGGUUCUGGCACAGCACAAAGAAGACGUGACGUUGCCGAAGAAGGUGGUCCGGUCUGUCUUGAGAUUGGAAAAUCCCGUGGGUCUGCUGGCCGAAGUCAAGGCGCAGCACCAGGUGUCGCAGCUCGUUCUAGGCAUGGUCUCUGGCUGUCUCUCCGAGUUCGAAAAGCAAGACGCCCAGUCGCGCUUGGAUUUCAUCUCUUAUGUCUUCGAGAAGGGCUUGCUGGAUGAGACCGGGAAUCGUAAGGCCAUAACAAUGAUCCUUCAAGCCUCAAGCGAUGCUCAGAAGAAAGGCGAAAUGUCCUUGGAUACUCAGGCCCGUUUUUCCGAGCUCGUCCAGGGUCUGAAUUCGUCCGACUCUCUCCGGCCUCUUCUUCAAGCCGCUACGUCCGAGUCAGCCAUUGACGUCGCAAGCCUGGAACACAGCUUGCAGACGGUCAUCGACAAGCAGCCCGCGCUGCCGCCCAGUGAAGAUGUUGAGAUGAAAGAUGCAGACGAGGAGGAAGAAACUGAUGUUUUCCCCGAACUUGUGGAAUCCUUGUCCAAAGAGCCUCGCUAUCCUUCUUCGUUCCUGGCUGACCAGGGCUCUCCCGUGUUUGACAAGCUUGUUCAAGCUCUCACGCUUGCUGCUGGCUCUCAAGAGAGGCUGGACUCGGUCGCCAAUCUCCCAGUCCUUGGAAAAGCCCAAAUCACGGACAAGCCGCAAUUUUUGUCCUUCAUUAUUCGCGCUUCUGCAGGCCCUCAUCCAGUGGGUGCUCGUGCUGCGGCACUUAACAUCGCAGCUUCUUCUCUACCUUCCGACACUACCGCGGCUGUUGACCUUCAGGCAUUGUUGCCGUACAUCAUUGCAGCUCUGAGCGACCCGUCUGCGAAAAUUCGCCGUGAGGCAGCCAAUCUUGCCGCUGCGGUUGCGGAUCUGUCCCGAAAGGCGAAGAAGAAGGACGGUGACGCCACCAUUUGGGCCCACGAUGGCCUCUACACGCAGAAGAAGCAAUCACAGUCCAUUCAAUGGCUCUCUACCCGCGACGCACAGAAGUUCGUCGAUCGUGUCUUGCUUCCGGGUCUGGAAGAAUUCGUUCUUGAUGGGAGCCACAUUGGGGCGGCAAUUGAGAGCGCAUUAAAGGGAUCGUCGAGUUCGGAGUCGAAUGAAGCUUCCGAGUUGAAGAAAUCACUGAGGCUGAGCGUCUUUUCCUUCCUCUGUUUUCAUGUUGUUCAUACGCCACUCUAUGCAGUGAAACUCCGACUCCUCAAACUCCUUAACCGGGUUGACAGAAUCAGUUCACAUACCCGGACCAGAGAACUCCUGCCGCUCCUUGAGAACUGGCGAACGUUUACGCAGGAGGAGGUGGCCAAGAUCUGCGAAAGGGAACACAUAUCUGCUACUGAGUUGGAACAGGAGGUCGCUGCCAUUGUUACCCACAAGGACAAAGAAGCCGUUGAUAUCUUGAUAGCCAGUGCGAGCCAAUCCCCGGGCGUGAGACCGGCCUUCCUCUCCGCGGUCUUCGCUCGCAUCCAGAGCAUCUGGACCAAGAUUGGCGAGGAGCGGCAACUUUCCGCCUGCGACCAGCUGCUUCACCUCUCGCUUGAAGGUUCAAAGGACAAUGAAACACUGCAGACCAACGCUAUGAACACUCUUCGGGGUGUGGAACUUCCUGGAACCGCUCUGGUGGAUUUGAUAGAGAAAAUUCCAUCUUCCAUCGCCAACUUGGAGAGUCACGCGCCGUCACCGAAGCGACGACGCACGAACCAGAACAAUGCAGUGGCGAUGAGUCGUGAGAACCAGUCCGAGCUGAGUGCAGUCGUGGAGAAGGUCACUUUCAUUCUCGAGCUCGUGGACAGUUCUGGGCCAGAGAAGUAUCCGGAACUGGCCGAUGGUUUAUUCAAAACUCUCGCGACUCUUCACCACUUCAAGUCCCAGAUUCAGUCUGGACUGGGUUACCUGCUCAGCCUGACUCUAGGUAGCUUGUUGGCGAUUGUGAACAAGUCAAGGGCCUCUGCAAAACCUCAAUUUGAUACCUCGACCAUCCGCACGGAUCUCGUUGUCGAUUGCGUUCGCACAACGGACACUCCCCAAGUGCAGAAUAUGGCCCUUCUGUUGGUAUCGGGUCUUGCGGUCAUUGCACCAGAGUUGGUUCUUCACAGCGUGAUGCCGAUCUUCACGUUCAUGGGAUCCAGCGUCCUUAGGAAAGACGACGAGUACUCUGUCCAUGUCAUAGACCAGACGAUUGACCAAGUGGUGCCGGCUCUCGUGCAGUCGCUGCGCAACCAGAAGCGUGACGUGGUCUCUGGUACUUCAGAGCUGCUUCUCAGUUUCACCGCCGCGUUUGAACAUAUCCCGUCUCAUCGGCGGCAGCGACUGUUCGAAGCCUUGGUCACGAAGCUUGGUACGCAAGAUUUCUUGUUUGCUGUUCUUGCGAUGCUUGCCAACCGCUAUGGCCUGGACAAGGAUGUCUGUUCCUUGAUGACUGGUCUCGUUGCCAACAUCGAUGCCGAGCUACAGCUCCUUACGUACAAGAAGUAUAUGGAUUUGGUCAGCGAUUCUCUCCAACCGAAGCCGGGUAUUUCUCAAGUUCUUCUCGGUAUCGGAAACGAGGGGGCGAGCGAUCCUCACAAGGUCGCUGAGGUUCUUUUGCGGUCGUUGGCAUACCUCCUGAAACAUUCGUCUCUUGGCUCGAAGAUGGCCAUGGUCUAUACGUCUGAGGACGAGGAUGCGGAGGCCACCAUCCGCGUCCUUUUCUCUCAGAUCCUUGAACAGAUUCUGACCCUGGCAGAUUCGGUGCAGGAUGACAAGUCCCUCAGCUUUGUUUGCGGUGAUGUUCUUGGCGCCGUGCUGGGUACCCUGUCGCUCGUGGACUUCCUCGAUACGGUGGAAGAGCUUCUCAAGCGGCCCAACGACGAACUUCGCCGAAAGGUCCUCCGCUUGCUGGAAAGCCGCGUGCGUCAGAAUCCAGAGCGGGACAGCGCAUCACAAAAGAGAGUCCUGGCCUUUGUGUCCAUUCUCGUCAACAUCAUUCAGACUUCGCCCGAUAUCCUGCUCAAGCAUGCUGCCGUUGCUUGUGUGGACCGUAUUUCCGAGAAAUAUGGCAAGAAGGAUACGGGCACAGUGGUGCACGCUGCCAAGGUUGUCGCCAGCGAGGCCUGCAUUGGGCAGUCAGACGAGCGGAUUCGUGUCAUGGGCGUGCUGUGUCUGGCAUCGAUGGCGGAAGUGCUUGGACAGGCAAUCAUCCCUGCUCUUCCCGAGACACUGAGCCGGUCGUUGAGCUUGCUUGAAGGCAGCCUGAAAGAGGGCGAGGAGAACGAGAAAAUGCACAACGCUGUCUUCUCCUUGCUGUCGGCGCUCCUUAUCCAGGUUCCGUUCAUGCUGUCCGACAAGCAUCUUGACCGGAUCUUGCAGCUGUCCUUCACAUCUGCCAAAUCGAGCCUUUCUGCGGACAGUGAUGAUGCCCGUCAGGAGAUGCUCAAAUUGUUCGCCCGGAAGGUCGAUGUCAAGGAAUCGUUUAGCGCUGUCGACCGCAACUGGGCCUUCGCGGUACAGCAGGGACCGACUGCCGUGAGGGAGGCGCUCGACGUGAUCAGCCUUGCCAUUGAGAAGCACCCGAAGUCGUCCACGGUCAAGAACGUCGGCAUCCUGUCGAACUUCUUCCGCAAAGCGUUCGACCUGCGCCGAGAGCAGAUGUCUGCGGAUGAGUCGGAGUAUGCAGAGUCGGAGCUGGAGGAGAUCGAGAACAUUGUCAGCGAGGUUGCGAUCAAGAUGAUCUACAAGCUCAACGACACGACCUUCCGGCCGAUUUUCAUCGAGUUUGUCGAGUGGGCGACGAAUGGCCUGCCGAAGAAGGAGGCCCUCGGCAGGACGAGGCGGCUUACGUCGUUCUACAAGUUCUUGCAGAGUUUCUUUGGCACGCUCAAGUCUAUUGUCACGAGCUAUGCAAGCUACAUUAUCGACAAUGUGGUGGAAGUUUUGAAAUUCGCCAAGCCGACUGACAAGGACUCGAAGAGUCUGUGGCUGGCGGCGAUCCGAAUGUUGCGGAAUGCCUUUGAGCACGACCAAGAUGAAUCCAAGCUAACAUCUGGUGCAGAGUUCUGGCAAUCACCGUCUCAUCUGGCCGCCAUUUCCACUCCUCUGAUCUCCCAGCUUUCGCGUGCCACCAACUCGUCGACCGCAUCUGUCAUUAUUGCUGAGGCUGUUCCUUCGAUCACUGAGCUUGCGGUCGCCGCCGACUCGCCCGACAACUUCAAGGAGCUCAACUCGGCGAUCAUGAAGUACCUGCGUCCGUCGACCACGACCGUGGGCGGUGCCCGAGUCACGGGCGGCGAUAGCCCGCACACGCGACUGGCGGCGCUGAAGGUGGAGCAGUCGCUCACGGAGCGCCUGGGCGAGGAGUGGCUUGCCCUGCUGCCAGAGAUGCUGCCGUACAUCAGCGAGCUGAUGGAAGACGAGGACGAGACGGUGGAGCGCGAGGUGCGGAAGUGGGUGAAGCAGAUUGAGGCGGUGCUGGGAGAGAAGCUGGAUGAUAUGUUGACGUAG
This is a messenger RNA of Rasamsonia emersonii CBS 393.64, 5457 nucleotides long. RefSeq names its product U3 small nucleolar RNA-associated protein 10. Gene Ontology annotation, cellular component: t-UTP complex; small-subunit processome; 90S preribosome. Gene Ontology annotation, biological process: maturation of SSU-rRNA from tricistronic rRNA transcript (SSU-rRNA, 5.8S rRNA, LSU-rRNA); positive regulation of transcription by RNA polymerase I. The transcript has 6 exons. The coding region runs from base 1 to 5457 and encodes 1818 amino acids. The record is from RefSeq and is a predicted model, not a curated record. NCBI's taxonomy places the organism in Eukaryota, Fungi, Ascomycota, Eurotiomycetes, Eurotiales, Trichocomaceae. Gene Ontology annotation, molecular function: snoRNA binding.